This is a messenger RNA of Trematomus bernacchii (emerald rockcod), 2932 nucleotides long. Its product is annotated as histone acetyltransferase KAT7-like. Gene Ontology annotation, biological process: regulation of DNA-templated transcription. The transcript is spliced from 15 exons. Gene Ontology annotation, molecular function: histone acetyltransferase activity; zinc ion binding. The record is from RefSeq and is a predicted model, not a curated record. NCBI's taxonomy places the organism in Eukaryota, Metazoa, Chordata, Actinopteri, Perciformes, Nototheniidae. Bases 165 to 2045 code for a protein of 626 amino acids. Gene Ontology annotation, cellular component: nucleus.
UGCUCACAGGGAAGUGCGGAACAUAUUGGUGCGUCUUUUUUUUCAGUAUUGGGCUGAAAUCAGAAGAACUGCGGAUCUGUUGGGGUUUGAGGCUCGUGCACACUGAGCACGUGACCCCCCCCCCCCCCCUGAGAGGACUCACCUGAGCGACCCUCACCUGGACCAUGCCCCGGAGGAAGGUGAGCAGCGCGAGGACAUCACGUCAUCGAUCACCAAUAACACGACUUACUAGGACCGCCGGCAGCAGCUCGGACGGGACGGAGGACUCGGACUUUUCCGCCGAUCUCGAGCACGCCGAAGCUCUCGGGAGCGCGCACAGACGCAGCAGCACGCGCCUGACACGCGCCUCACUGCGCCUCAGCCGGAGCUCUCAAGACUCCUGCGUGUCUCCGGCUGCUGUCCGAUCUGAAGAAGAUUCAGCGUCUGUCUUCUCCUCAGGGCGCAGAAUCACUCGCAGCCAGCAGGGGGCGACACACACCACGGCCAAAAAAUACCCUCUGCGUCAGAGCCGGUCCUCGGGCUCCGACACCGAGGCCAACGGUGAGAGAACUGGCAGGACGAGACGCCCCCCCCGCACCCCCACAGGAAACGCCCCCUCCUCAGAGUCGGAUCUGGAGGUUUCGAGCCACAGCAACGACCUGCUGGUUUCCCAGGAGGAGGACGAGCGAUUGGCCAAAGAGCUGUCACUCAAAGAGGCCGCCGCCCACGACCUCUCCCAUAGGCCGAAACGCCGGCGCUUCCACGAGAGCUACAACUUCAACAUGAAGUGUCCGACGCCCGGAUGCAACUCUCUGGGUCAUCUGACGGGGCGACACGAGAGACAUUUCUCCAUCUCAGGAUGCCCUCUCUACCACAACCUGUCAGCUGAUGAGUGCAAGGGUAAGGCAUCGACGCGCGACAAACAGGCCGAAGAGAGGACGCUGUCGCAUCGCCAGGACGAGAACAGACACUCCACAAGAAGCCAGGCUCCGUCAGACCGUCAGCUGCGCUACAAAGAGAAAGUGACGGAGCUGAGGAGGAAGAGGACCCCGAGCAUCAAUAAGGAGCAGAAGGACAAGCAAGGGGACCACCGUCAGAGUCUGGGUUCGAGUCGUGAGCCGCUGCUGGAAAACAUCACGAGUGAUUACGAUCUGGAAUUGUUCCGGAAAGCCCAGGCACGUGCAUCGGAGGAUCUUGAGAAGCUGCGUCUGAGUGGCCAGGUGUCGGAGGGAAACAACAUGAUAAAAACCAUCGUUUUCGGCCGCUAUGAGUUGGACACCUGGUACCAUUCGCCGUAUCCGGAAGAAUACGCCCGUCUAGGAAGACUCUAUAUGUGUGAAUUCUGCCUGAAAUACAUGAAGAGCCAGACCAUUCUACGCAGGCACAUGGCGAAGUGUGUGUGGAAGCAUCCUCCAGGAGACGAGAUCUACAGGAAGGGAAACAUCUCGGUGUUCGAGGUGGACGGGAAGAAGAACAAGAUCUACUGUCAGAACCUGUGUCUGCUGGCGAAGCUCUUCCUGGAUCACAAGACUCUUUAUUACGACGUGGAGCCGUUUCUGUUCUACGCCAUGACAGAAUCCGACUCGACGGGCUGCCACCUGGUGGGGUACUUCUCCAAGGAGAAGAACUCCUUCCUGAACUACAACGUGUCGUGUAUCCUCACCAUGCCUCAGUACAUGAGGCAGGGCUACGGCAAGAUGCUCAUCGACUUCAGCUACCUGCUGUCGAAGGUGGAGGAGAAGGUGGGCUCUCCUGAGAGACCGCUCUCUGACCUCGGGCUCAUCAGCUAUAGAAGCUACUGGAAGGAAGUUCUGCUGAGAUACCUGCACGACUUCCAGGGGAAAGAGAUCUCCAUCAAAGAGAUCAGUCAGGAGACGGCGGUGAACCCGGUGGAUAUCGUCAGCACUCUGCAGUCUCUCCAGAUGCUCAAAUACUGGAAGGGAAAACACCUGGUGUUAAAGAGACAGGACCUCAUCGACGACUGGAAGGCGAGGGAGACGAAGCGCGGAAACAGCAAGACCAUCGAACCCAAAGCCUUAAAGUGGACGCCGCCUAAAGGGACAUAGAGGAUGCUUUCACACUGAAAACACACACACACACACACACACACAUACACACGCACACAUACACAUACACACGCACACACACACACACACACACACACACACACACACACACACACACACACACUCCUGUAAAAACGCUUCAUCAGCUUCAGCAGAGUCUCUGGGUUCAGCAGCCACCGUCACAGCUCAGAAAUCUAAAAAAUACAUGGACAUUUGUUGGAAGAUGUGCAUUAAUCUGCACCUAAAACACGACUGAAUGAUCAGAAAUGUGUAUUUAAUGUUUAAGACGUCGCUUUGUGUAGCAUCUCACUCUGCAAAAUGUGACGAGCUGUAGUCAGAGUCACUAUGAUGGUUAAAGGAUGAACAAAAAGUGAUGUUGAUGUGAUGUGUGAAUACAGGAUCACCCUCAUCUGUUUCCUGCAGAGUGAGUAAUGUCUGCACCAGGCUCUCCCUCUAAUCCAAUCAGCAGCGACCGGUAUGGAACCGGUGCCGCUUUUCAUUUUGUUCUCCAGACGUUCGGACACAAAGCAGGUCGGCUGCUCGUUGACUCAUGCAAUGCAUCAUGGGAGACGCAGACGAGCGGGCCGUGAUUUCAUCAACGCAUAACGUUGGUGGAAAUAGCAGCCAGGAGCUCGAGUGGCAAAAAAAAUGAAUAGAGCCACGAAGGAAUGAGUCCUAAAACCAGACAUGAGUCAGCAUUUAAUCACUUUCUGCCUGAAAUAAGUUGGGUGGUUAACACAAGCUGAAGAGAUUAAAAUACGUCAGUAAAUACUCCACUGGUGAAUUAAAAACUACGGUUGCUAACAAGUGUCUAAAUGAGACGACUAAACGUCAUCACGCCCAACAUUAGCCUCCUUAGCGGUGGUGACGUGAAGUCAUGUGACCGU